AUGCGCAUCCUGUGCGAUGUGUGCGAGGCGGCACCCGCCAAGGUGUUCUGCGCUGCAGAUGAGGCUGCUUUGUGCCUGGCGUGCGACAACAAGGUGCAUGGGUGCAACAAGCUCGCCAGCCGCCACGUGCGCCUGGAGCUCGCAGAGGCGCGCGCCAUCCCCCGCUGUGACAUCUGCGAGAAUGCUCCUGCCUUCUUCUAUUGUGCAGUGGACGGCACGUCGCUCUGCCUUCAAUGCGACCUAGAUGUGCACAUAGGCGGCAAGAAGGCGCACGAGCGCUACCUGCUCAUGGGGCAACGCGUGGAGGCGGGACAGCAGCAGGCGGAGGGGGAGGGGGAGGGGGAGGGGGAGGGGUCAGGAGGAGGAAGCGGAGGAGGAGGUGGUGGAGGAGGGGUGACAGGAGGCGGAGGAAGGGGAGGGACGGGGGGGACAGGGGGAGGGGGGGUGGCAGGGGGAGGGGGAGGGUCGGGGGGAUUGACAGGCACAGCCACGGGGACAAUGCAGGCCCUGACCUUGAACGUGGGCGGAGGGGGGAGCGGGGGAGAGGGGGGCAGUGGGGGUGCCGUUCAGGAAAGGGCAGGGGCUGGGGGAGGGGUAGGGGGAGGGGCUGGGAUAGGGGUAGUGACAGGGGCAGGGGUAGGGGCAGUAGGAGGGAAUGGGCUGUAUGGUUUACGGUCCGGUGCUGCUGGGUUGGGGAUCGGGAUGGGGAUGGGGACAGGGAUGGGAACAGGGAUGGGAACAGGGAUGGGGGUUCGGAAGGCUGGGGCAGGAGGAGGAGGAGGGAGAGGGGGCGAGGAGGGAGGGGCUCGGAGCAUGGUUAUGGGGAAUGUGAGUGAUGCCCCUGCUGUGGCUAUAGCGGUGGGGGAUGAUGAGAUCCCUGCGUUGUUGUCACCUGCUGUAGAAGCACAGGAUUAUCAGCCACAACAUGUGCAGCAGCAGCAGCAGCAGCAGCAGCAGCAGCAGCAGCAGCAGCAGCAGCAGCAGCAGCAGCAGCAGCAGCAGCAGCAGCAGCAGCAGCAGCAGCAACCACAACAGCAGCAGAAGCAACAGCAACAGCAGCAGCAGCAACAGCAACAGCAGCAGCAGAAGCGAGGGGAGGGGAAUCAAGGGAGGGGUGGCAUGAUUGAUUUAAACUCGUGGCCUCAACGCUCCACUGAACCCUCGCAAAAAAAGGGGGGGAGCAAUGGAGGGGAGCUGAGCAGCGAAGCAGGUUUAGUGCCGGAAAUGCCGCCCGAUGAGAUUGCCGUCCAGGCAUUGUGA
Closterium sp. Yama58-4 is the source of this 1260-nucleotide messenger RNA. Lineage: Eukaryota; Viridiplantae; Streptophyta; Zygnematophyceae; Desmidiales; Closteriaceae. The record is from the annotation of a GenBank genome assembly.